CUCGGGCCCUCCGAUUGGCUGCCGCAGCUAGCACGCCAGCUCCAGUCCCUCCCCUAGGGAGCGAACGCGCCGCUCCGGCAUCUGCUAUUGGCCGGCGGCUGAUCACUGGAGAUUCCAUCGUUAGUGCUGAGGCAGUAUGGGAUCACGUCACCAUGGCCAACCGGGAGUUGGCAUUUAAGGCUGGCGACGUCAUCAAAGUCUUGGAUGCUUCCAACAAGGAUUGGUGGUGGGGCCAGAUCGACGAUGAGGAGGGAUGGUUUCCUGCCAGCUUUGUGAGGCUCUGGGUGAACCAGGAGGAUGGGGUGGAAGAGGGGCCCAGUGACGUGCAGAAUGGGCACCUGGACCCCAACUCAGACUGCCUCUGUCUGGGCCGGCCACUACAGAACCGGGACCAGAUGCGGGCCAAUGUCAUCAAUGAGAUCAUGAGCACUGAGCGUCACUACAUCAAGCAUCUCAAGGACAUUUGCGAGGGCUACCUGAAGCAGUGCCGGAAGAGAAGGGACAUGUUCAGCGAUGAGCAACUGAAGGUAAUUUUUGGGAACAUUGAAGACAUCUACAGGUUUCAGAUGAGCUUUGUGAGAGACCUGGAAAAACAGUACAACAAUGAUGACCCCCACCUCAGUGAGAUAGGACCCUGUUUUCUAGAGCACUGGGGGACCAGUUCCUUUGUCCCCGAUUUUGAUCACUGGUGUCUGUCCAUGAUGCAAGGACUUAGGAAAGUGUUGUGA
This is a messenger RNA of Carlito syrichta (Philippine tarsier), 728 nucleotides long. Its product is annotated as rho guanine nucleotide exchange factor 9. The transcript is spliced from 5 exons. Gene Ontology annotation, molecular function: guanyl-nucleotide exchange factor activity; protein binding. Lineage: Eukaryota; Metazoa; Chordata; Mammalia; Primates; Tarsiidae. The record is from RefSeq and is a predicted model, not a curated record. Bases 153 to 728 code for a protein of 191 amino acids.